Prorocentrum cordatum is the source of this 567-nucleotide messenger RNA. The record is from the annotation of a GenBank genome assembly. Lineage: Eukaryota; Dinophyceae; Prorocentrales; Prorocentraceae.
AUGCCGGAGUCCCGAGCGCAGGGCGGCGCGAGCGAAGGGCGCGCGCGCGCGAGGGACGCGGAGCCUCGCCCGCUGACUGGCGGCUCGGUGGAGGACUACAUUGUGGGCAAGCAGGUCGGGCAGGGUGCCUAUGCAACGGUUUGCUUCGGCCUCCACAAAGAGACGAACCGGAAGGUAGCUAUCAAGAUAUACGACAAGUAUAAGCUGAUGGACCCCCAGCGCCGCAAGAGCGUGCGGAGCGAGAUCCACCUGAUGGAGCGCAUGAGGCAUCCAAACAUCGUAAUCUUCCACGAGGCCUUGGACACUCCCAAGCAGAUCUUCCUCGUCAUGGAGUUCGUCGGGGGCGGCUCCCUGCACCACUUCCUUAAGAAGCGCCCCGGCCGCCGCCUGGACGACCAGCUGGCCAAGAGGAUAUUCUUCCAGGUCUGCCAGGGCAUCCGCUACAUGCACGAGCGGAACAUCGUCCACCGAGACGUCAAGCUCGAGAACCUGCUCCUCGACGAGCAGGGCGUGGUGAAGAUCAUCGACUUUGGCUUCUCCACCGAGGUGUGCCGUCAUGGCUCCUAG